CCCACAUGUCCUGUUGGCCUUCCCAUUUCCUCCCCUAUCCGCCUGUGUCCGUUUACUUAGCCGGAGUGGCGAAGUAUUACAGCAUUUUUGCCUUGAUUCCCGUAACGAGCGCAAGACAAUGCAUGCUGGACUGAAACCUGAGCUUGAGCUGCAGGUGGUUGCAGAUGCAGUGAAAAGGUCAAAGAGCAUCGUUAUUCUAACGGGCGCCGGAAUUAGCACGAAUGCAGGCAUUCCAGCAGUUGUUAAGGAUGUACAGUUAAGGGUAAAUAUAUCUUCUACGUACGAGCACUUCUAGAUCCCUUAAGGACUCCUAUCCUGUUUAAGCUCUUCACCAGAGUCCGCCGGACCGCCCUAAAUAGCGGUACAACGUACAAAUAUCGCUUUAUUAGCGAUCUAAGCGUAGCCGGGAGCUCGUUAGGAACUAUACGUGGAAUAUAAACGAACCCGAACAAAACGCUAGUCUCUAUAAUACCCUACGGAGGGGUCCGGGCCUUUGGACUCAGGGCGUCGUUAGAGGGCAGGACCGAGGAG
Molecule: messenger RNA, 531 nt
Organism: Pseudomassariella vexata
Lineage: Eukaryota; Fungi; Ascomycota; Sordariomycetes; Amphisphaeriales; Pseudomassariaceae
Exons: 2
Coding region: 119-295 (58 amino acids)
Source: RefSeq, a predicted model, not a curated record